GCCCUCUCCCGUCCCCCGGUUGUCAGGGCAACCCGAACGACGCCCGCGGAGGAACUACAGGCGUUAGGAGGGCGGCGCCGCCAGGGCUCGGCCCGAGGGCCCCUGGGAGCGUCUGACCAUGGAGCCCCACAAAACUGUGCCAUCAUUAAAGCCACACCCCCCUGUUGUGGGCAAAGUGACUCAUCACAGCAUCGAGCUGUACUGGGACCUGGAAAAUAAAGAGAAGAGGCAAGGGCCACAGGACCAGUGGCCUAGGUUCUCCAUCGAAGAGGAAGAUCCCAAGAUGCACAGUUACGGUGUCAUUUACACGGGUUAUGCGACAAAGCAUGUGAUUGAAGGCCUAGAACCAAGGACACUGUACAGAUUUCGACUGAAGGUCAUCAGCCCCUCUGGAGAAUGCGAGUACAGCCCAGUCAUUUCGGUGGCUACAACUAGGGAGCCCAUAAGUAGUGAGCACUUUCAUCGUGCCGUCAAUGUGAACGACGAAACUUUCCUGCUUCGAAUAUUGGAUGGAGGCCAAAUAAAGGUUGAUGUGCCCAACAAGUUCGGCUUUACUGCCCUCAUGGUCGCUGCUCAGAAAGGCUAUACCAGGCUUGUAAAGAUCCUAGUUUCCAAUGGCACAGAUGUGAAUCUGAAGAAUGGAAGUGGCAAGGACAGCCUCAUGCUUGCAUGCUAUGCAGGACAUCUGGACGUUGUGAAAUACCUCCGGAAACACGGAGCUUCUUGGGACGCUAGAGACCUCGGAGGUUGCACGGCCCUGCACUGGGCAGCAGACGGAGGCCACUGCCCUGUGAUCGACUGGAUGAUAAAGGACGGCUGUGAGGUAGAUGUUGUGGAUACUGGUUCAGGAUGGACACCACUCAUGAGAGUCUCUGCUGUGACUGGAAGCCAGAAGGUAGCUUCACUCCUCAUCGAGGCUGGGGCUGACGUGAACGUGAGGGACAAAGAUGGAAAGACACCUCUCAUGGUUGCCGUCUUAAAUAAUCAUGAACAGUUAGUUCAGCUACUUCUUGACAAAGGAGCAGAUACAACAGUGAAAAAUGAGUUUGGCAAAGGUGUCUUAGAAAUGGCCAGAGUUUUUGACAGACAGAAUGUACUCUCCUUACUAGAAGAGAGGAAAAAAAAGGUGCCAAGGAAGUCUUCUGUCCAAUGAACACAGUGCCACCUGAGGUCGACCUGAGCGAAACAGCGAGGCGUGACUGCUGGGCUGGACACAUGACAAGCCGCAUCUCUGACGCUGAGGCAUUUAUUUAUUUAGUUGAAGAUUCACAGUGACGUUUAUGUAAUGGGCAACUGUUCCCACAUUGAAAUACACCUUUUUAC
Psammomys obesus (fat sand rat) is the source of this 1323-nucleotide messenger RNA. RefSeq names its product fibronectin type III and ankyrin repeat domains 1 (gene Fank1). Gene Ontology annotation, molecular function: protein binding. The record is from RefSeq and is a predicted model, not a curated record. Lineage: Eukaryota; Metazoa; Chordata; Mammalia; Rodentia; Muridae. The coding region runs from base 119 to 1153 and encodes 344 amino acids. Gene Ontology annotation, cellular component: nucleus. Gene Ontology annotation, biological process: regulation of apoptotic process. The transcript is spliced from 11 exons.